UGCGGCGAGACCUCCAAAUCGAGGGAAUCACACGGGGAACGACUCGUCUCUCUCCACCCCCGCAACCCUAUCGCUCGCUCGCUCCUCUCCGGUGCGCCGCGCCGCGCCGCGCCGAUCUCCUCAGGUGCGCCGCCGGCCGCCCGGCCCUCUCCCUCCCUCCCUGCUGCGCCCGCCGCCGGCCCUCUCCCUAGCCCCAGCUCGUGCACGCCGCGGGCCCUCUCUCUCGCUCGCUCCACAUCUCGCGCCGCCGGAGCCGGACCUGUCCCUCGAUCCAUCUCCCGCGCCACCGGUUUCCGCCCCCCCUGCGCCGCCGGCGUGUGCGCAGGCCUCCAGCCCUCUCUUCCUUGGACCCCCGUCCACGCAGCCGGGCUUUGGGCGACCCCCUGCUCCUCGGACCGUUCGGCGCCCCCCAUCUGCUCGUCGGAGUUUUAUUUUAGGUGAAUAUAAAGGACUGAAAUGGCUGAAAAUUGGGUAGAAGGCUCAAAAAAUACUUCUGCUCCGACGUCAUUCUCUGGAUCGCCCCCUGGUUGUCACACCGCUUCAACAAGAAGAUCAAGGCAAAGGAACAUAUUUCAUCUAUUAAGUCAUCGAGAGGUGUCUCCUCGAACAAAACACCAAGCUAAAAGGCAUUGGAAUAAGCCUCCGGCUUGCGGCGCUGGUUACAGUGAGUUAAGAUAUUUAGCUACAGAUGCCAAACAUGAUUUAUUUUCAUGGGCAGAAUCACAGUCCCUGCAUCGUUGGUCUGCAAAGUAUUGCCCUCUUAUGCCACCCCCUAGGUCAACUAUUGCAGCUGCAUUCAGUUCGGAUGGGAAAACACUUGCAUCAACACAUGGUGACCAUACUGUUAAAAUAAUUGACUGCCAAACAGGGAAAUGUUUGAAAGUGUUGGGUGGGCAUCGGCGCACACCUUGGGUGGUUAGAUACCAUCCCUUACAUCCUGAUAUACUUGCCAGCGGGAGUUUGGAUCAUGAAGUCCGUCUUUGGGAUGCUAAUACCUCAGAUUGUAUUGGAUCUCAGGAUUUCCAGAGGCCAAUUGCAUCCAUUGCGUUUCAUGCAAGGGGGGAGAUUCUGGCAGUUGCAUCAGGUCACAAAUUGUUCAUAUGGAACUACAAUAGGCGAGGGGAGUCUUCUGCCCCACCCAUUAUAUUAAGAACCCGCCGUUCGUUGAGAGCUGUGCAUUUCCACCCUCAUGGUGCUCCAUAUCUUCUUACGGCAGAGGUUAACAAUCUUGACUCCGCAGACUCACAGCUGACCCAUGCAACAUCUACUGGCUAUUCGAACUAUCCCUCAGCUUUGUUUUUUGCAAACAUCAACUCUAGAGGGUAUCCACAUCUUGAGUCUAAUAUGUCAUCACCUUGCCUAAUUUGGCCUGCAUUCCUCAGAGAUGAUGGAAGUCUAUAUAUUCCUCGAAAUGACUUGGCUAGUGGUUCAACCAAUGUGCAGCAGAGUUCAUCAUCUUUAGCUCAAAAUGUAUUGGCGUCAGAUGCUGAAAACCAGCAGUCUGACCACUUUGUAACCCCUAUGGAUGUAUGUCCAGGGGAACCAUCUGCGUCUAGUGAUGUUCAAAUGCCUUCCACGAGCAACAGCCUGCCACUUCCGGCAAUAGCCAGGCCUUCAGGAUCUGCUGUUGAUCGUAUGCCAGUGAAUUCAUUCACCACUAGCGGGUUAGAUGUUCAAAUGUUUCUAAGAAAUUCAGAGGGUGGAAAUCACCAUCACGAUCUCUUGAGUGACUCGCGUAGCUGGGAGCUGCCUUUUUUGCAUGGUUGGUUGAUGGCCCAAAGUCAGACAGGUGCUUCUUCAUCGAUACCGAUUCCCGCUGGCAGUACUAGAGGAUCAAAUCGACACUAUGCCUCACGCCCUCAUGCUUUGGCCUCUGUACCAGGGGUUGGGAAUUCACUUUUGGGUCCACACGAUGAAGCUGAGGCUCGUGCUGCGUCCUUAGGUGUUGGAUCAGAACUUGCUACCUCACUGUUUUCUGCCGGCGCUGCUGAAUUACCUUGUACGGUGAAGCUUAGAGUAUGGCGGCAUGAUAUCAAGAAUCCAUGUGUUGCAUUAGAAACCAAGGCGUGCUGCUUGACAAUCUCUCAUGCCGUUCUUUGCAGUGAAAUGGGUGCCCAUUUCUCCCCUUGUGGACGAUUUCUGGUCGCUUGUGUUGCAUGUUUGCUGCCUCAAACAGAAGGUGACCAGGGUAGCCAAUUACCUGUGCAGUAUGAGUCUACAGGAGCUGGAACAUCACCAACUCGUCACCCACUUCCCUCCCAUGGAGUGAUUUAUGAGCUUCGGGUUUAUUCUCUUGAGGAGGCAACAUUUGGAGAAAUUCUCACGUCCAGAGCAAUAAGAGCGGCUCAUUGUUUAACUUCCAUUCAGUUCUCUCCUACUUCAGAACACAUACUGUUGGCAUAUGGACGUCGUCAUAGCUCGCUGCUCAGGAGCAUUGUUAUGGAUGCGGAGACGACUGGAAUUCCUGUAUAUACUAUCUUAGAGGUUUACAGAGUUUCGGACAUGGAGCUGGUAAGAGUUCUUCCUAGUGCUGAAGAUGAAGUCAAUGUUGCAUGCUUUCAUCCUUCCCCUGGAGGUGGUCUUGUUUAUGGGACUAAGGAAGGGAAGCUCAGGAUCCUACAACACAAUGGCGCAGACGCUGCAAGCAUGGGGCUGAAUUGCUUUAUCGAGGAAAAUAUGCUUGAGGUUCAGAGGUAUGCUUUGGAAGGCUGAAUGUUCAUUUGUGUCAUGAGCUUAUAUGUGUACCUUCCCUGCAGGAACUUUUGUCUGCAAGCUCCAUUUUUGUUUAGGAGAGCCUCAUGGACUAAAUCACCAGAUAUCAGCAGGGGCCUCCGACUAAAUCUUUCAAGAGGCAGAUGACUCUCCAUGAGUUUGUUCAAAGGCAAUGUACUGAUCUAUUGCUGGUUUCCAGAGAAUGCUGUGGGCCUACUCUAAUCGUGCAUCGUUUUGCAACUUUUAACUCAGGUCUGUGCACAGGCGGUGUGAAGAUGUAAAUUUGGCAUGGUCAUCGUUGCUGUCAAGUUCCCACGACCCUGUAAUUAUAAAACUGUACAUGUAAUCUCCAAUGAGCUUAAAACAACCGCUGUUGUAUUUUAGAAAGCUCGCAAUACUAAUCCUUGAGUUUUUUUUUGUGGGAAAUGUUUGUAGUAUUUCUGUCGUGACCAAUGCCAGUGACUUGCAUUAACAAAUCUUUGUAUUGUGUCAGCGUUAUUUGGUUCCCCUUUUUGCUUGCAGAAAA
Messenger RNA from Hordeum vulgare subsp. vulgare (domesticated barley), 3238 nucleotides. RefSeq lists its product as uncharacterized. Gene Ontology annotation, cellular component: intracellular membrane-bounded organelle. The record is from RefSeq and is a predicted model, not a curated record. Gene Ontology annotation, biological process: autophagy. The transcript is spliced from 17 exons. Gene Ontology annotation, molecular function: protein binding. The coding region runs from base 457 to 2712 and encodes 751 amino acids. Lineage: Eukaryota; Viridiplantae; Streptophyta; Magnoliopsida; Poales; Poaceae.